CUCCAUCACCUUCAUGCCCGAACCGUAGUUCCUUUAAUCAAGUUCCUCCGCAAUCUAGACGUCGACUAGAUCGAACGCGCCCGUCGUGAGAUUCCGUCAUUCGUUCCGUGGGAUUCAGAAGAUAAUUCUCUCAGACUUCUCUACAUUGAGGCAAUAGGGGCUUGAUUAUUUUAGUUUUAACGCCGUCUUCCAUUAGUAUGGCGUAGGUGAUUUAAAGUGUUCGGAACAGGCGGAUUGAAUCGUGGUUACGUCCGACAUGAAUAAAAAAAUGUUACUAAAGAAGCGGAAAUGCGGAUAGGCCUACGUUAAGGUAGUAUCUGGGGACUCCCCUUUUUUCGUUUAACUGUUUACUUAAUGAUAAUGCAGAAGUUCAGAACAAUUCUCCAAAUUAACGGACCUUAUUGGUAGCAAGCGAUUUAAGGUUGCGUUAACAAAACGAAAUGCAUUUGGCCAUCAAGAAUGAACCAAAAAGAUAAUUAGUAUACCCCACUAUUAGUUGGCCUUGACAGAUCAACAGAACAUGGGAAUCGGAGAAAAAGUGGACUUUACGCCGUACAAACAGACGCAAAUGUCGCGACACUGUUAAAUUAUACUAACUUAUGAUGCAAUCCGAACAAUUUUCCAAUCCUUACGACAACGCUGCCAGCAUUUUUAGAAUAUGCAGGCAUUACAGAAUUUUAUACUUUUCGAAUUGCUAAAUACUAAAUACAUAUGCUACCAACUGACACAUGUGUUGCUUAAACUCAGACUGCCAACACAUCAAACCCUAUCAGAACCCAGUGAAGUUACAAGAAGACAAACAUGAAGAAGUCUAAAAAAGUUUUUCCGUCUUUGGUACGCGCUUCACAUAAAUUUCAAUUUUAUAGAAAAAAAGUGCUCGGCGAAGGGAAUUCAGUUGUUUAUCGCGGUAGUUACGAAGGCAAAGAAGUUGCCGUCAAGAGGAUUGUGUUGAUCCCGAACAUUACUGGAGAUGGAGACAAUUGCGAAGCCCAAAUGAAAUUGAAACAUGAAAACGUUGUAACAAUUCUAGCAGUUGAAGAGGAUGAUGAUUUCAGGUACGUCGUACUGGAAUUGUGCUGCGCAACACUUUUUCAAGUCAUUCAAAAAACCUGGGAUGAAAAGAAACCACCGCUGCCGCCCGAUGGAGAAGUGAUGUACCAAAUGGCUGAUGGCCUCGACUACAUUCAUUCGCAAAAAUUGACCCACCGCGAAAUCAAACCUGAAAAUAUUCUGAUAUCAAGGAAUGGAAAAAUUAAAUUAUCCGAUUUCGGGUUGAGCAAACAAACCGAAGGUAAGUGUUACGUAACUGGAUUGAAAGGGACUCUGCCAUGGAUGGCACCGGAACUGUUCCAAGCUAAUCACGAAAAAGUUGAAAUUGAAAUCGCACAAAAGUGUGACGUUUUCUCGUGUGGAUGCGUCUUUUUUGUUUUUCUCACGCGGGAAAACGGCGGGAUACACCCGUUUGGCGACAUAGUCGACCAUCUCCAGAUUUACGCCAACAUUCAAGAGGGUAACGCAAUUAACCUUCACAAAGCGAAUGAUAAUCAUCCCCUAGAGGGUAAACUCAUUCAAAAAAUGAUUCAAGGGGAUCCAGUCAAAAGAAUUACGUCAGCGGAUGUAAAAAACGAGAUAAAAUAUCUUCUUUCGAAACGCAACAGCACAAUAAAUCCUUUAACACCUCAGAUAAGUCUUUGUAAUCAAGGUGAACCUGCUUCCUCUCCCCAAACGUUUACUGUUAAUUAUGGAAAGCACGGCGCAGAAUCACAUGUAAAAACAUUUCCAAAUCAUGAUGAUGAUGAAGUUGCAAGUUACGACAUUGAUUGCGCGAGUACGUCUUUUCCCGUAAAUUCACGGGGUUCUCCCUAACGACCAACAGUCAGUAAAACAGCAAAGCAUUUUUCCAAUUGUGAAACAAAGACGCUAUUUUUUUUACCAUGCCAGAAUAUUAAACUAUAAUAUGACCCCAGA
Daphnia pulex (common water flea) is the source of this 1968-nucleotide messenger RNA. RefSeq names its product serine/threonine-protein kinase/endoribonuclease ire-1-like. Bases 802 to 1866 code for a protein of 354 amino acids. Gene Ontology annotation, biological process: IRE1-mediated unfolded protein response; intrinsic apoptotic signaling pathway in response to endoplasmic reticulum stress; protein phosphorylation. The transcript has 6 exons. Gene Ontology annotation, molecular function: ATP binding; protein serine/threonine kinase activity; RNA endonuclease activity. Lineage: Eukaryota; Metazoa; Arthropoda; Branchiopoda; Diplostraca; Daphniidae. The record is from RefSeq and is a predicted model, not a curated record. Gene Ontology annotation, cellular component: IRE1-TRAF2-ASK1 complex.